Linum tenue is the source of this 493-nucleotide messenger RNA. Lineage: Eukaryota; Viridiplantae; Streptophyta; Magnoliopsida; Malpighiales; Linaceae. The record is from the annotation of a GenBank genome assembly.
GGAAGACAAAUCAUCUCCACUCACCGUUGGUAAAGUGAGAUUUUUUUUUAUGAAGCGUUGGUAAAGUGAGAUUUGAUCUAGGUUUUCCGCGGGUUUUACAUUCAACGAAAACUCAAUCUCCUCCUCCAUGGAAUUGGGUCGGAAGUUCAUGGACGACCCACUGGUAUUGACUGAUUGGGAUGCAGCAAUUUCACUCAACCUUCACCUUUGACAAGCACAGAAGGACACAUAAAACUCAUAUAUGAAAUCAACCACUGUUUCAAAGGACACAAGGAAGCACAACUUUCAAUCCCAGAAUCCCCAAUCGACAAAGGAGGGCGUGAGCGGCAGAGACGAGGGAGAGGAGUCGAUGGGAUGGGAUUGGCCGAUUGGGUCGCUGUGGGUCUCGAUCUGCUGCUACUGUCGAUGCGUUGUGAUGCUGCUACUGUCCCGCUGUUGAUGUGAUGCUGCCUGUGAUUGAGGAAGUGAGCGCAGGAGAUGAUGAACAUGGGGA